Mirounga angustirostris (Northern elephant seal) is the source of this 1116-nucleotide messenger RNA. RefSeq names its product MMP24 opposite strand (gene MMP24OS). The transcript is spliced from 2 exons. The coding region runs from base 163 to 366 and encodes 67 amino acids. The record is from RefSeq and is a predicted model, not a curated record. NCBI's taxonomy places the organism in Eukaryota, Metazoa, Chordata, Mammalia, Carnivora, Phocidae.
CCCGCCCCCGGGAUCUGAAGCUGCGCCGCGGCGGCCGGGAGGCGGGGCCAGCGCGCGGUGAGGUCACGACGCCAGCCCCUCCCGGCGUCGUUACGCUGCCCAGCGGAGCGCAGACGCCGGCGCUGGGAUCCUGGAGACCCGGGGCUCGGGCGGCGCGAGACCAUGGGCGCUCGGCUGAGCGGCGGGCAGGGCGCCCCGGCGCAGGUGCAGCCUCAGCCCGAACCGCAACCGCAACCCCAACCCCAACCCCAACCCCAACCCGAGCCCGGGGCGCCCGAGGCCCCUGAGCGGCCCCAGCCUGAACCUGGUCCCUGGGGGCCGCUGGACGAUGUUCGCUUCCUCAUCGCCUGCACCUCCUGGUACUGACAAGCCGCGCUCCGCAGUUACCGCUCGCCGCCAACUGUCGUUCUGUCCGCCUCACCUGGUUCGUCUCUUGUGGUCUCUUUCCCUCCCCGGUGCCCAGGAGACGCUCGGAGAGUCGGGGAGGUCACGGAGGACCAUGGAUGGGGCACCGGCUCGCCUCUAGCAGCCCCCUGUUCGCCUCUCAGCCUGCACCCAAACCAGCUCAAACCUUCGUGCUCACCCCCGCCCCGUAGCUUCUUAAGCGGUCUGGGUCCUGGGGCAGCCCUCCCCGGCGCUGGCUUCCAAAACCUGGCCAGGACUCCUGGUAAGACCCCAAGACUGCUGACCUGACCUCCUCUCGUCUGCCCCUUAUUGCUGAGAACGGGGCUUUUGCUUUAGUCUUUGGUUAUGGCGCCAUGUGCCUUGGCUUUGGAGAAGACCUAGCCACAGUAACCCUCCCCAUACUCCUAAGGGAGGUUGCUCUGUCAUCCUGGAUCUCAGUGAGGCAUAAUCAGGCUGUGUUCCAGGAACCCCAGUAACACUGGGCCUCCAGGGCCAGCCUUUUGGAGAGAGGAGACAUGUGAUUGCUGGGCUGGGAGAUGAGAUGCAUGGGACAGUUCCCAGACACCCCAAAGCCCCUUGUUCCCCUUCUCCCAGAAGCUUCUUAAGGCCACUCCCAGAACCUGAUCCUUGUUCCCAUAUCCCAGGGAAACAACACACUCUGUAUUUUUGUUUUAUUUAGAAAUGAUUUAAAAAACAUUAUACAAAGGCUGA